Molecule: messenger RNA, 3972 nt
Organism: Candida albicans SC5314
Lineage: Eukaryota; Fungi; Ascomycota; Pichiomycetes; Serinales; Debaryomycetaceae
Gene: HST6
Product: ATP-binding cassette alpha-factor transporter
Exons: 1
Coding region: 1-3972 (1323 amino acids)
Biological process (GO): transmembrane transport
Cellular component (GO): membrane
Molecular function (GO): ATP binding; ATP hydrolysis activity; ABC-type transporter activity
Source: RefSeq, a predicted model, not a curated record
AUGUUUCAAGAAAAAUCUGAAAAACUGUCUUUCCCCAAAAGAUCUUCAUCUUUGAGAUCACCAUCAGAUUCACCGGCUAUUACUUCAAAAAAUGUUUUUAUGUUUGUUAAUUAUUCUAAAGAUUGGCCAUUGAUUCUUGUGGGUAUUUUACUUAUGGGUGGUUCAGCAAUUGCCACACCAAUGAAUACAUAUAUUUACGGGGAAAUAAUGGGUAAACUUUCACAAUUUUAUUUGCAGGAUCAGUCAAAUCAUUCUUUUAGUCAAGAUAUAGUAAAAUUAUGUGUUGGUUUAAUAGGUAUUGGAUGUUGUAAAAUGAUAUUAGUAUGGCUAGGCAUGUUCACAUGGCUUAAAUUUGGUGAAAUCCAACAAUCAAGAGCAAGAAUGCAAAUUUACAAUAAAAUUAUUAACGAGUCACAAUCAUGGUAUGAUUCAAAGCAAAACCUAAUUGGGCAAUUGACACAAAUCAAUCGAUGUAUUGAAGAAUUGAGAUCUUGUAAUGGUGAAAUUUUGGCUAGUUUGAUGCAAACCAUAGUAUUGAUUUUGGCACUUUUAAUAAUGUCUUUUUACCAAUCGUGGAGUACCACUUUGAUAAUAAUGGCAAGUUUCCCCAUUAUGGCACUUUGUGGUUGGUAUUUUGGUAAACUCACCUAUAAAGCUCAACAGGAUGAGAAUGAAGUUACAUCAAAAGCUAGUAAAGUUUUCAACUGGUGUUAUGUUAAUCCAGAAAUGGUUAGAUUCUUCAAUAGUAAAAAUAUUGAAUUAACUAAAUUCAAACAGUUAAUUGAGAAAUCAGCUCAAUUUUAUUAUAAAUUAAGUCAUGCUGUUGCUGCAAAUACAGCAGUUUUAAAAACUUUAACAUUAAUGAUGUUUGUUCAAGGUUUUUGGUUUGGUAAUUAUCUAUUAUCACAUAAAACAAUUACGAUCAAUCAAUUAUUCACUUGUUUCAGUUCUUGUUUAAUGCUUGGACAAGCGGUUUCUGGUAUUACAGAAUUGUUAGCAAUUCUAAAUACCGGACAUGCUGCGGCUGAUAAAAUCUCUGGCUUUUUAUUGCAACCCCCAUCUAAGGCAAAAUUAUUAUUACUACACCUGAAAUACCCACCAUUUGAAAUUGGUUCAAUAUACUUCAAAAAUGUUUGGUUUGAAUCUAACUCACAAAAUAGUGUUGCUAUUUUGCAAGAUGUUUCGUUUGGAAUUUUACAGAAUCAAUUCAAUUAUGUAAUUGGGAAAUCAGGUUCUGGGAAAUCUACUAUUGCAAAACUCUUGAUGCGGUUGUAUUCUGUGUCCCGUGGAACAAUCGAGAUUGAUACGGUCUCAAUUGAUAAACUAGACCCCAAAUAUAUAUGUCAAAAUAUCACUUUACUUGAACAAAAUCCAGUGAUAUUUGAUGAUAAGACAAUUGCAGAAAAUAUUGCUAUUGCUAUAGUUGAUGAUUACGAUAGUUUGCAGGCAAUACCCUAUUAUUUGAUUGAACAAUCUGCUCAUUUUGCUUUAUUGCUGGAUCUAGAUUUGAAUAUGAAAGUGAAUCAUUUGACAUUAUCUGGAGGGCAGCAGCAACGGAUUUCUAUAGCUAGAGCAUAUUUGAAAAAUUCUCCAGUACUAAUUAUGGAUGAAAGCUUUAGUGCUUUGGAUACUGAAACUAAGCAAGGUCUUAUUGAAAAAGUGAAAAAAUGGAGAAUUGGCAAAACAACUAUUUUUAUUACUCAUGAAUAUAAGAACAUACUUGAUGAUGAAAAUGUCAUUAUCUUGGAUCAAGGAAUGAUCAAAAACCAAGGACAGUUUAAAAAGAUGAAGAAUGAAGAAAUUGUCCAGAAUUACAAAUCUCAGGGUAUUGAAACUUCCUCAUAUGAAACCACUAGUCAAAGUUUCUCUGAUAAUACAAAGCUACCGGAUGGCGAUUACAACUAUAAAACCAACCCUUAUAUUCUUAAGGAUUUAGAAUCCCAAAUUAAGGAAGACACGGACAAUGAGAAAUUGAUGGGUGUUUUGGCAAUACUUAGAUAUUGUAGCUCAACAAUCAAUGGAAAGUCGUUACUUGGAUUUGGUAUUUUAUUAGCUAUUUUUCAAGGUGUAUCAAGUCCGGUGUUUUCAUAUUGCUUCUCCAAGCUAUUAUCAACAUCUUUAGACAGUUCAAUAGGGUUAAAUUCAACCCAAAAAAUUCUCCAGUGGUCUUGUAUAUCAUUAUCAAUUGCUAUUUUUACCGGGGUUACCAGUUAUUUAUCAGAAUUUAUUCUAAAUUAUUGUGGUGAAAAUUGGAUAGUAUCUCUACGACAAUUAACUUUUUUCAAAUUGAAUAAUCAAGAUUUGUCAUUCUUCACUGGAUUUGAUACUAAUUGGAGUUCACUGGAAAUAACGGCCUUACUCAUGAAUGACACCAGGGACUUGAGGAAUUUAAUCUCUCAAUUCUUCCCUUUAUUAGCCAAUUUGGUGUCAAUGACAUUAAUCGGAAUAAUCUGGUCAAUUGUAUCUGGUUGGAAAUUGGCAUUAGUGGGGAUUUCAUUUGUUCCGUUAGUACUUUUGGUUACUGUUCUUUAUGGGAAAAUAUUAGAAUCAAUUGAAAAUAAAUAUAAAUGCAAAGUGAAUAAUGUCGAGCUAGAUCUAUAUCGAACCAUAACCACAAUAAGAACUAUAAAAAUUUUCAAUAUCCAACAAUAUUUUGAAACCGUUUUCAAAGAAGAUUUGAAAGUUUUAAAUUCCAUUGGUGUUUAUCGAGCAUUGCAAACUGGUAUUGGAUUUGCAAUUUCUGAUUUGUUUUCAUCUAUUGGUCAAGCAAUAAUUUUAUUUUAUGGCAUGAAACUAAUUAGUCAAUUUCAAUAUAAUUAUUCUCAAUUAUUACAAGUAAUCACGUUGUUAAGUUUUACGAUCAGCAAUGCAUCAAUAUUAAUUCAUCAAUUGCCAGAAAUUACAAGAGGUCAAAGAGCUGGUACCUUUAUUGUCAAAUUACUAAAGGAUAUUACUUCCACAAUGGAAGUAAAUGACAGCUGUGGUGUAAGUUCAGUUAGAAAAAGAAACAGCAAAAGUGGUAGUGAUAGUAUUGGUACAAUUGGACCCGUUAAAGACAAUCAACUAUUUAAAAAGGUGACGACUGACAAUGAUACGCUAGCAAUCAGUUUUAAUAAUGUAUCUUUCUCAUACCCUAAUAAGUUGCAUUAUAUACUUCAAUUGAAAAGCAUUUCAUUGGAUGUAAAGAAAUUCACAACUAUUGGAAUAGUUGGACAAUCAGGUUCAGGUAAAUCAACAAUUUUGAAAAUCUUGUUCAGGUUAUAUGAUAUCAAGAUUUCUCCAGAUUCAAAUACUACCAAGAAAUAUCAUGAUCAAACUGUUAAAAUUUUCAAUCAGAAUUUAUAUCUCAUCAACAGCGGUUUAUUAUGUCAAACAAUUGCCAUAGUACCCCAAUUUCCAAAAUUUUUCAGUGGUACAAUAUAUGAUAAUUUAACUUAUGGAAUCAAUAACACGAAUAGUGCUGGUAGUAAUAGCUCAUCUUCAGUUUCCGAUUCUGAAAUUAUUAAAAUAUUGAAAUUGGUUAAUCUCCAUCAAUUUAUAGUCUCAUUACCACAAGGAUUAUUAACCAUCAUGAAUGAUAGUGACAACGAUAAUGAUAACGGCAAUGAAAAUGAAAAUGAAAAUGAAAAUGGCAACACGAUACUGACAUCAUCAUCAACGUCCUUUACUUUUUCAGGUGGACAGUUACAACUACUUGCCAUAGCCAGAGCAUUGUUGCGUAACCCUAAAAUAUUACUCCUCGACGAAUGCACAUCAAACCUAGAUCCAAUAACUACUAAAAUCAUCAUUAACGUGAUAAAAUCCUUACAUGGAAAAUUGACAAUACUAUUUGUCACUCACGACAAAGAGUUAAUGCGUAUUGCCGAUAAUUUGAUAGUAAUGAAAGAUGGUCAAAUAGUGGAACAAGGUGAUUUUCAACAAUUAAUAUCCAACGACGGAGAGUUUACCAAAAUUACAAAGACUAUAAUAUAA